ACAACGAUAAGGAUGCCCGACGAAAAGCACUGGGCCGUGGGGCUGGACACGUCCUGCGGGCCACUAGCCCUGUGACCUUGAGCAAGUGGCCGGCCCGGCGGGAGCCGACCCCGUCGGAGCCCCGCCUCCCAGGGUCGCGAGCGCCCAGCCGCCGCGGGCUCGGGUCUCCAAGCGCCGCCGCGCGGGGUGCAGCGGAGGAAGAGGAGUUCGAAGCGGGCGCCCGCCUCGGCGCAGACCCUGGAGCUACGGUGUCCCGGCAGGGUCGUUUCGCCCCCCGCGAAGGCGACCCCCUCCAGCCGGCAACGCCUGAGCCCCGCCGGCCCCGCCGCGGCGCCGGAAGGAGCCGUUGUCCGAGCAACGGGCACUUCCGGCCCUCAGUUUAGCGGCGGGAAAGACCAUGAGUAAAGGCCGGGCGGAAGCUGCGGCAGGAGCCCCGCGGAUCCUCCUGAGGUACCUGCAGGAGCAGAACCGUCCCUACAGCGCCCAGGACGUGUUCGGGAACCUCCAGCGGGAACACGGGCUGGGCAAGGCGGCGGUGGUGAAGGCGCUGGAGCAACUGGCCCAACAGGGCAAGAUCAAAGAGAAGAUGUACGGCAAGCAGAAGAUCUAUUUUGCCGACCAGGACCAGUUUGACACAGUGAGUGAUGCUGACCUCCAGAGUCUGGACGCCAAGAUCGUGGCCCUCACGGCGAAGGUGCAGAGCCUGCAGCAGAGCUGCCGCCACAUGGAGGCUGAGCUGAAGGAGCUAACUAACACCCUGACCACGCCGGAGAUGCAGAAAGAGAUCCAGGAGUUGAAGAAGGAGUGUGCCAGCUACACAGAGAGACUGAAGAACAUCAAAGCAGCCACCAACCAUGUGACUCCAGAAGAGAAAGAACAAGUAUACAGAGAGAGGCAGAAGUACUGCAAGGAGUGGAGAAAGCGGAAGAGAAUGGUAGGCAACAGACUUGUAUGAUGCAAUCCUUGAAGGCUACCCCAAGAGCAAGAAGCAAUUCUUUGAAGAAGUUGGGAUAGAAACAGAUGAAGAUUACAAUGUCAAGCUUCCAGACCCCUGAGGAGUUGGACCUCUGGAAGGAGCAGGGAUGGGAAC
Molecule: messenger RNA, 1090 nt
Organism: Condylura cristata (star-nosed mole)
Lineage: Eukaryota; Metazoa; Chordata; Mammalia; Eulipotyphla; Talpidae
Gene: PSMC3IP
Product: PSMC3 interacting protein
Exons: 8
Coding region: 398-955 (185 amino acids)
Biological process (GO): homologous chromosome pairing at meiosis; meiotic joint molecule formation; meiotic strand invasion involved in reciprocal meiotic recombination
Cellular component (GO): condensed nuclear chromosome; DNA recombinase auxiliary factor complex
Molecular function (GO): recombinase activator activity; double-stranded DNA binding
Source: RefSeq, a predicted model, not a curated record